GAAGUUUUUGUUAACGUUGUCACUUCUGGUGUAAUUUUUUUUUUCAAUUGUUUUUUUUAUUAUUUUUAAAAAUGCAGUGCGAAUUAGAUUACACAAAUGAGCGUCGCUGGGAAGGAGGCUAUUUAAAGAAAAAGUGCAUGGAAAUUGGUGUAGAAGAUGAAUAUAACUUGUACCAAAGUCGGCUCCGCAGCUACUAUACAGGUGUAUAUAUUUUGCUGCACUGGAUUGUAAUCCUUGUGCAUAGCUUAUUUUUGUUGGCGACUUGCGAAGAGACGCAUUUAAUUUAUAUUGAUAUUUUUGCAUACGUGCUUGGAUCUGUCCUCAUAACAGCAGUGAUGUGGAUAAAUUUUGAGGAGGAACUGGUGAUCAGACGCGUUUGCGUAAUGUACGUGACCUCAGUGAUUACAGUACUAAUUCUGGUGAUCAUUGAUAUAAUAACUAAUAUGUAUCAUUAUCAUAAACAUGAUUGGGUUACAGGAUCGUUUUACGACACUUACAUUAUCCUGACGACCUAUAUGUUUUUACCCAUACCCCAUAUUUUACCACCUCUUGCCCUUGGCAGCACAGUGUCAUGUCUUUACGUUUGUUAUUAUUUUUACUACGUAGCCGCGCUAUUUAGGAAUGACUUUUCCAAUGCCCGCAACUUUAAUAAAAUGUGGGCAGAAGUUUCGCAUCACAUUUCCCUGAAUAUGCUCGGUGUAUUUUUUCGCAUUUCGCGUGAAAUUGUUGUUCGCUCCUCGUUUCUUGAUCGCCAUCAGUAUGUGAUGGAGGAUAUCUCGCUGCGCAAUGCACGUGCCCAGGAAAAGAUAUUUCUUCACAGCAUUUUGCCGCAGCAAAUCGCACAGCCCAUUCAGGACGAUAUUCGCAAUCGUAUUGCAAUGGCCGAAAAACAUCGCGACGUUCAUAUUGUCAGCAUGGCGCGCGAUCGCUUAAUGUCGAUUCAAACCCAUCCCGAUGUGUCCAUACUGUAUGCAGAUAUUGUCAAUUAUACGCAACUGACAACAACACUAACCGUUAAGCAUCUGGUUACACUUUUACACAAUUUGUAUGCUCGUUUCGACAAAGCCGCUUCACAUUUCACAGUGCAACGUAUCAAGUUCUUGGGCGACUGCUAUUACUGUGUGGCCGGUCUAACAGUUCCUGAUCCUGACCACGCCAAAUGUUGUGUCGAUCUGGGCCUCUGUAUGAUCAAUCAAAUACAGCAAGUGGGCAUCUCCCAAAAUUUGGAUAUUGAUAUUCGCGUGGGUGUUCAUUCGGGCAGCUUAUUUGCUGGUGUUCUUGGGGCCGCCAAAUUGCAGUAUGAUAUAUGGGGUACAGAUGUAACAAUUGCCAAUCGUCUGGAAGCCACUGGAAUGGCCGGCCAUAUUCAUCUGAGUGCGCGAACCCUCAAUUCGAUGACGGAUCACUCGUAUACUAUACUGCCAGGCACCGUUGCGGCCACUGAAGAUCCCUAUCUGAUGAAAUACAAAAUAGUGACCUUUCUCAUAGCUGCCACAACAACCACUGACGAAAUCAGUGAAUACGAAAGUGAUGAGGUCGAAACCCUUUCCCUAAGUCUGCAAUUGAGUGCUAAGUCCCAUAUGAGUGUAGGCACCUAUACCGUUGAAUUGCACAAUGAAUUCAAGCAAAUGCCAGUGGGACCCAUGGGAUUCCGAUCCUGGUUGAAACGAAUUUGUUAUAGUCGAAAAGACGAUGACAAUAGCACGGAUCACGCCUUUUCAUCGAUACGAUUUUAUUUUCUCGACUUUAUAGAUCCCCGUAUGGAGCAUGCUUUUCUCCGCCAGCCCGACUAUAUGCUCAAGUACAGCAUCUUGCUGGCCUGGAUCAUUUGCACCAGUUUGAUUGUGAUCGAAUUGGUCUAUCAACGUACCACCUCCAAAACAUAUGUUUUUGUUAGCUCUGGAGCGAUGCUAAGCUUUACCAUACUCCUUUUUAUAACGUGGUAUAAGAAGAUUUGCUUCUGGCGCUAUCCUGAAGGUGGACACACAUACAGCAUAAUCAGCUGCCUAAUAUUCCGUAUCGCAGAGAACAUUCAGCGCAGUCUUAUCAAACGUGUGGCCAUUUAUAUGUUCACCGUAACAACGUACUUUGGCAUUAUAUCUGUGAUGCUGAUGGAAUGUAAUGUGGACGAAUAUCAAAUGCUGCACAUUGAGAGCAAAAUCUAUCUUUAUGAGCCGGAACCGAACAUGUGCUUUCAGCCUUGGGUGUUGACCAACAUGAUCUGCCUGAUCAUGGGCAUGAGUUUGAUCUUCUCACGUAUUCCAUUCGUGAUGAAAUUGAUGGUUACCCUCUUGGAGGUCAUCAUCUAUAUGGUGCUCAUAUUCUAUCAGUUCAAUUACAUAGUUCAUCAUAGCCUGUCGACGAAUCCGUACUUUUUAGCUGAGUACUCGCAUUGUAUAUUAAUUCUAACCACUUUCCUAAGUCUGUGCCUUAUGGAACGGCAGACAGAGUUUAAUGACAAGAUGAACUUCAAAUGGCGAGCAGAGCUAAAGAAAAAACAGAAAGCGGGUAGUUUGGCCGAUCAGUCUAUAUCCAUACUAUUACACAACAUUUUGCCUGCUCAUGUUGUCAACAUCUAUCUGUCAUCCUUGGCCAAGCAUGAGUUGUACUACGAAGAUUACUCCAUGGUUGGCGUUAUGUUCGCCACCCUAAUGAAUUUUCAAUUGGAUUUGUCCAGUUUACGCGUUCUUAACGAGAUCAUAACCGAAUUUGAUAAUGUGUUAAGUUAUUACAAGGACGAUUACUUGGUGGAAAAAAUCAAAAUUGUAGGCUGCACUUACAUGGCUGCUUGUGGUCUGGACAUACGUCUCUCCUCCACUAUAAGCGGACGACGAAGUACUCGUAGUUCUAUUGCCCAGGAGGUUGCGCGAGCCCGACGCACUCUGCAGUUCUACGAACAGCAUGGACACAAAAAAGAGGAUGUUGUCUUUGUGAUAACGGCCUUCGCUUUGGAUUUAAUUCGUUCUCUUUAUAUGUGCAACUCCAAUUACAAGAAUUUGCCAUGUGAUCGCGAAUUAUUCUCGGCCAAAAUGAGAGUUGGCAUUUCAAGUGGAGAGGUUAUGGCUGGCGUCGUGGGUGCUUCGCAGGUUCACUAUGAUAUUUGGGGCAAUGCGGUGAAUAUGGCUUCGCGCAUGGACUCUACUGGAGUCGUUGGCCACAUACAGGUGACGGAUGAGACGGCUACUAUUCUGCGAAAAUGUGGUAUCAAAUGUGAUUUCCGUGGCCUAACCUUUGUUAAGGGGCGGGGCAUUUUGCCCACCUAUUUUGUAGGCAUCGACGACCAUUAUAAUUUCCAGUAUAUCGAAGAGGACGAGGGCUCGUUUCAAGUCAACGUACAUAAUUUAUCUGAUUAAAAAAUACUAGCGUCAAUUUA
Molecule: messenger RNA, 3373 nt
Organism: Drosophila nasuta
Lineage: Eukaryota; Metazoa; Arthropoda; Insecta; Diptera; Drosophilidae
Product: adenylyl cyclase X E-like
Exons: 12
Coding region: 72-3353 (1093 amino acids)
Biological process (GO): intracellular signal transduction; adenylate cyclase-activating G protein-coupled receptor signaling pathway; cyclic nucleotide biosynthetic process
Cellular component (GO): plasma membrane
Molecular function (GO): adenylate cyclase activity
Source: RefSeq, a predicted model, not a curated record